Molecule: messenger RNA, 8058 nt
Organism: Orussus abietinus
Lineage: Eukaryota; Metazoa; Arthropoda; Insecta; Hymenoptera; Orussidae
Product: MAGUK p55 subfamily member 5
Exons: 10
Coding region: 238-3639 (1133 amino acids)
Biological process (GO): protein localization to plasma membrane; generation of neurons; establishment or maintenance of epithelial cell apical/basal polarity
Cellular component (GO): adherens junction; plasma membrane
Molecular function (GO): protein binding
Source: RefSeq, a predicted model, not a curated record
AAUUACUCCCCAGGCUCCCAGCUCGAACGCCGACCCCGUAGCGCUAGCGAUCUCGACCUCUCCCUUAACCUAAGAAACAAGCGGGGCGAAAACGCGAGGGAAAACGGGAAGCCGGAGACCCCGAAGAAGGACUCGAGGAUCCAGCUCGAGAGCCCGAAGCAGGAGCCCCUAGACGAGGAGGACAAGGUAAAAGUGUGCGGUAGGAAGGCAGAGGAGGGCCCAGAGAAGGAUUCAGGUAUGGAUAAGGAGAAGAAAUUGGGAGGACACGAGGGAAGUGGGGAGGAGACGAAGGAGUUCGCGAAGGACCUGGGGAAAAUCUCUCCGCUGGAGAAGGAAGACGUUGGCAGGGACCCGGAGCCGAGCCAGGACGAGCAGGACAGUGGACAGAGAGAGUCCAGCGUGGACGCGGAGGAGGACUACCCCUUCGCCAAGGAGGAUUACCCGACCAUGUUGAAGACCUGCAGCGACGACUCGGCCAGUGCCAGGAGCUCGUCGGGCAGGUCGGACAGUACCGCCCCAUUGGACACCAGUCUGGUGCUCAGGGUCCAGCCCAGUGGAAUAGUCGUGGCCAAGCACUCUCCUCUGUACGACUCCCGCAGGAUCGACCUGGGCUCGCCUUGUAGGUCCAUCCUCCCCGAGAUCAAGAUCGCCCCGCUGUUCGGUCGAGGAAGGGACUCCACGUCGUUCGACAACCCCGCCUACGGGCUGGCGGACUUUCAGGACCUGCAGGGCCUUCUGGUGCGCUCGGACGAGGUCUCGGACCUCACCAGGUUGAUCGACGAGCAGGGCCUGAUGGCCAGGAAGGCACGGGAGCAGAGCCAGAACGCUUCCUGGAGCAAGGACAACCGCGUCCGGGGGGAGUCUGCCAAGGCGCGGAAGAGCGUUUCCAAGAGGCAGGAUCCAAGGAUCCGACCCAAGAGAGACCUCGACUCAGAGGAACUCAUCGGGAUAGGCUCGACCGACAACCUGGUCGACGUCGACGCCACCGGGCUCACGUCGAAACCGCGCAGUCGGAAGAAGAAACAGGCCUCCAGUGGGUACUCCACCCUGAGGAGCGACGCCUCUACCGAUCUGGAACUCCUGGAGUCCUGCCGCUCCAGCAACAGGAUCUUCCGCGAGGUCGCCGUCGACUGCCCCCCGGACUUCGUGCCCGUCACCAAGUCGCACCCAGUGUACCCGCCUCCGAACAGAACCCCCGGUGGCAAGAGCAAUACCCUAGACAGUGCGGUUUGCAGGGGCAAAAACGUCCCCGAGAAACGCCUCGCCACCGGCAGUCUCUGCCCCAGGAACGAGAGGGCUGUGCCCCUCUCUUGUCUUAACGAUAGAAAGAUCUUAGAGACCAAGACCGACUCCGGGUCUGGCAUGUCACCUCGUGGUAGCGCUAGGCACUCCGUAAUACCCCGAAACUUAGAGCGAACCGCCGACAAGACCGGCCUCAACGGGGUCAAGCCUGCCAUCCCGCCCAGAGACCAGAAGAGGGCUCCGGCCAGACCCCCCAAGGACAAUUUGCGAUUGUCCACCCAGAACAACAACGUCGAGCAGACCGACAAUGCCAACGCCGAGAUCACGCAGCAGCAGCUGCACUCCAUCAGGAAGUACCAGGAGAAGCUGCGGAAGCGGAAGGACGAAGAGGAGAGGCAGGAGUACCUCAAUCAGUCCUUGCGAGGAUCUCGAAAAUUGCAGGCACUCGAAAGCCACGCGACGAGUCUUGCCGGCCAGGAAAAUCCUGCCUACUCCCAGGACGAGACGACGAACCUACCCAGAAGCCAGAUCACCCCCAGCAGGGUGGUCCAGGAAGUCGAGGAGCCUCCCAGAUCCCUCACUUAUGGAGAGGUCGUCGCAACGCUGGAGAGGCUGCAGCUGCAACUGCGGAACAUAUCCGGAGCCCUGGGAAUUUCAGGACCCGGGGUGGAGGCCGAAUUGGAGGCGGUUAGGACGCUUUUGGUGCAAAGGCGAUUCGCAACCGCUUUGGCGACACAUCAUGCGGUCAAGUCUCGGCUCAGGUCGGGGAAAGUCAUCAAGCAUCAUGCGGAAGACGCGUCGAGUCUCGCGAGAGAUUGCGUCGAGGUCCUGGAGCAAUGGCAGUCCUCCUCCGUUGGCAGCGGCACCGGAGCUGGGGGGGAAACGAUAGCAGCCGUCGAGGAGCUGACAGGGUUGCUGACGAGUGUCGAGAUGGAGGGCCUCCUCCUGGCACACGACUCCAUCGUCUCGUAUGUCGACGGUCUGCAAAGGAAGAGCUCCUCUUCGUCCUCGCCCAGCGGUCCGCCGAGUCCUUCGUCGAGCCUGAGGGGUUCCCACGUGGCUGACAAUAUCAAAGUCAUCAGGAUCGAGAAGACCAACGAGCCCCUUGGAGCUACCGUCAGGAACGAGGGAGAUGCCGUCAUCAUAGGUCGUGUUGUACGCGGCGGGGCUGCCGAUAAGUCAGGACUCCUCCACGAAGGAGACGAGGUCCUUGAAGUCAAUGGUGUCGAGAUGAGGGGGAAGAGCGUGAACGAGGUCUGCGACAUUCUGGCCGGCAUGCAGGGUAGCCUGACCUUUUUGGUCCUUCCAGCUCCUACGAGUCACAGGAAUAAUUAUUCAAAUAACAGACGGGAGGACACCACCCAGAUCCAUCACGUCCGCGCUCACUUCGACUACGACCCUGAAGAGGACCCCUACAUCCCGUGCAGAGAACUCGGCGUGAGUUUCCAGAAAGGGGACGUCCUUCACGUAAUCUCCCAGGAAGACCCGAAUUGGUGGCAGGCUUAUCGGGAAGGCGAAGAGGACCAGACCUUGGCGGGUCUGAUUCCCAGCAGAGCCUUCCAGCACCAGCGGGAGUCCAUGAAGCAGACGAUAGCCGGAGACAAGUCGACGGUCCGAGGGUCGAAGAAGUCGAGCACGCUCCUCUGCGCCAGGAAGAACCCGAAGAAGAAGAAGAAGAACAAGUUCGGCUUGAACUUCAACGACGAUGGGUACCCCCUGUACGCGACGACCGCGAUUGACGAUUACGACAGCGAGGAAGUGCUCACGUACGAAGAGGUGGCUCUGUAUUACCCGAGGGCAAACCACAAGAGGCCGAUCGUCCUCAUAGGUCCUCCCAACAUCGGCAGGCACGAGCUGAGGCAGCGAUUAAUGCAGGACAGCGAGCGAUUCGCCGCUGCGAUUCCUCAUACGAGUCGUCCCAGGAAGGACUCGGAGGUGGACGGCCAGGACUACCACUUCAUCUCGCGGUCGCAAUUCGAGUCCGACAUCCUGUGCCGGAAAUUCGUUGAGCACGGGGAAUACGAGAAGGCGUACUACGGGACUUCGGUAGAGGCGAUCAGGUCGGUCGUCAACUCCGGGAAGAUCUGCGUCCUGAACCUCCACCCUCAGAGCCUGAAGAUCCUGAGGAGCUCCGACUUGAAGCCGUACGUCGUGUUCGUCGCGCCGCCCAGCCUGGAGAAGCUGCGCCAGAAGCGACUGAAGAACAACGAGAGCUUCAAGGAGGAAGAGCUCAAGGACAUCAUCGAGAAGGCCCGCGAGAUGGAGGACAAGUACGGCCACCUCUUCGACAUGAUCAUCAUCAACAACGACACCGACCGGGCUUACAACCAGCUCCUGGCGGAGAUCAACUCCCUGGAGAGGGAACCCCAGUGGGUGCCGGCCUGCUGGGUCCAGUAGCCCCAAGGAAGACGCGCCAGGCGCGUUUCCAUCGUCGAGCCGAGCCGAGACUAGUCGAGCCGAUCCCUUUCCUCGGGAACGAGGAUCUCGACCUUAAAAAGGACCCCAGGAUCGCCGGCAGUCGUUCACCCUCGUUCAUCCGAAUUUCCGGGCAGCCGAACGGGGAACCCAGGACCUGGGAUUCAGGAAUUCACCCGGAAGAGGACCUUCUCCUCCGGUUCCAAAUAGUACUGGCUAGGACUUACUCGAGUCCUGACGAAGCGGAGGAUAUCUUCGGAAGAUCCCGCGAGCGUUCUCCACCGCGCCCCUUCAGGGUGUCCCUCAGGGUGGCUCGGUACCCCUCGACGUUCCCGCGGGGACUUCGCACGUUCUGUACAUGUCACACAAAAUGGGGUACCAAGGUGUCCUGGAGGUUUCGAGAUAUUCCGAAAUUAGUGCGACUACCCGAAGAGGGCCUGGAAAACUCUCACGUUCGGGCCGGACGAUCGUCCUGGCUCUUGGGUGGCGUAUAAGGCUCCUCGUAUCAGAUUUUCCUACACCUCACGGCAGAAUGAGUCUCCUCUCGUUUCAAAGUCACGUCGAGGUGAGACGCGCCGCGUGUCUUUAAUUCAAGGCCGUGCACCACUUCCCGAGCCCCGCCAUCUCGGGUAAAACGUCUAUGGAGAACCGCGGGAUGGCGGGAUAACUCUUCCCGACGAGCCCACCACGAAGUCGAGCGUCGGCGGAAAUUCCGCGCGGAACACCCGUUACCGAAGCUUUACCGUUUGCCUUAGGCUACCCUAUGUGUCCGUUUAGAGAGCAGUAUAACGAACGGAAAGUCGUCUUUCCGCGGAGUAGACAUCGUCGUCGCAGUAGAAUCGAAGCUCGUCAAGGUCGAUACAGAACCCGAGUCCUCCGACCAAUGAGGUCCUUGAUCGUUCUCCGAAGAACUUCAUCACUACCAUUUCGAUUUAUUUUUCAAGUACCGAAAAAGGCUUGUUACCGUACAUUUUGUACCUCAAUUCCUGACCUUUCCAAUUUCUUAUUUCAACCAAAAAAAACAUUUACCAUUUACCCGAAGAAAGUUAGAACUAAAUAACCUUGCCGUUGAAUCAGCUCUCUCACCAGCUCAAGUUUCUCAGGUAAAUACUUCGAGGAAUCUCAUUUUCGGCAAUCUCGUCCCUGAAUUUCUGAGCGCGGGAAGUAUUUGCCGUGUGAUUCUAAGAGGUUGCAUUUAAAUACCUUGCAUUACCUUUUUUACCUUCCGAAACCGGAGGACUCGGUUUUCCGCUACGCGGCGAGUUCCGCGGUACGUAAAAGUGAGGCCUUUCCGAAUAAAAAAAAAAGAAAGAAAGAAGGAGAAAACCUUUCGAUAAACCCUCGCGAGACUGGUAGGAGAAAAGAAAAGCAACCGGAUGAGCUAUUUCCCCGGCACCGGCGAUUUCGAGAGUUGGACGAUCAAGCGAUGGGAAAACGUGCCUCGUAAAUGGGGAAUCGAAGGGAAGCGCAAGGGGAGAACUCCGGACACGUGGGCGAGGAUCCAAAAUGGUUUUCCAUUUUUUGGGGCCGACUUUUGUUGGUAUUAAGCGCCGGUUUCCGUUCGCCACUGGCUGCUGACGAAUGACGAAUAGAGCCCAGCGGUCACUUCGUCGAUCCAGCCGAGAGACUUCGACUUCGGCGUCGCCGAAUUUCGAGGAGGCUCGACCCCGAAGAGGGGCUGGAAGCGAGAAUCUUAGGAUGUGCCAAAAAGUACGAAGUAAACGCGAAUAAGCCUCGGGCUCGAUAUAUUCCCCGGACGGGGGCGUAGGAUUGGUCGUUAACUAAUCGUGUAAAUACUUGUGCAAUUGUAUAGAAACGAGUGACAAGAAGUUGUAUCGUUGUAUCUCGCCGUGGUGCUCUGUCGAGCGUGCGCGACCUACCGCAAGUGUGCGCACAUACGCCUCCGGAAAUUGCUCCAGGCCGCAGGGCUUGCAAAUUCAGGGGCUUGAAUUUCAUUAGACUCGACUUUGAAGUCCACUCCACGUGCCAAACGACUGUUCAAGUCCCUGGAACGUUCUCGUCGAAGAUUUUACAUUAUGAAAAGCGUUCCGCCGUCGUCUAACGUUAACCAUCGACGGCCUCCUUGAUUUCAUAUUUUUUCAGAUUUUCUUUAGAUCUUGCAGAUUUUUCCUUGAUUUUUUUAACGACCGUAGCUUCCUUCCUUUCGACCUGUAUAAAAGGCUAAAUCAUUUUAAUGGAAAAUCAGGACUGACUCGCCGACCCUGAAGAGGCCCCUGAAAACCGGCAACCUGGCGCGCCUCGGUGUACGCGGGCAGACAUGCAAUAGGCGUCCAAGUCGUAGCGCAUAUAUGUAUAUUAAUUAUUAACCUCCUAUAUUGCUAGUAGUGCGAUAGAGUUUCCAAGAGUGCUCGGCAUUUUCUUAAACAUUGACGUACACUCGCAGCCCUUCCAGUUCGCAUAUAAAUUCCUCAUGUACUUGCCGACAUUUUCCGAGUUCUCCAUUAAUGGAUAAACUUAAUUUUAAAUCAUUCAACUCGCCCUAAGAAACGAACUUAACUUUGAACGCUCUAUUUGAACUUAUACGUAAUUACGUAUUAAUUACGGCUAAAUCAUUCGGCUCGCCCAGCAGAUUAGCUCAAAUUUAAACAUUUCCUCUUCUAUUUUUUUUUGUAUAAACCAAAGUAUACGUACUUAGGUAAUUAAGGUUACGUACUUGCGUAAUUAAAAUGACACGAACAUCCAGAGGGCCGACUAGCAAUAUAGGAGCACCGCAUAUAUGAAUCGAAGCGACUCGAGAGGAUCCCCUCCCCGAGGGGUCGCCUCUUCGGAAUUAAAUGGAAAAGAUGAGGAAGUAGACGAAAAAAGCGAGAGAGAGAGAGAGAGAGAGAGAGAGAGAGAGAGAAAAAAACAUAAACGAUAAAAGCCGAUUCCUGCCAAGAAGCGAGCGCCGAUGACGCUUCGUCGGAAAGCCGCCCCGUCGACGACGUCGAGGAAUUAUCUCUCGUCCUCGUGACGUCAUUUCUCCCCAGAAAUGAAUUCCUCAAGAUGGCCGAAACGUGGCGGCCUUCCUCGCUUUCCUUUUUCUAUGACUUACGAUUAGCCUCGAAAUCGCGGGAAGCCCCUCUCGGCAGAGCCACGUGGCUUACGGCUAGUUAUCACACACACACACGUACACCGUUACCAUUGAGGGGGUUCGAUAACGAGCUUUUACCGAUUGAGCUUACCGACAUUGCAGACUUUCGCUUUCCCUCGACCUCGGUAGAGAAAACUGUCCCAAGCCUUGAUGCGUAUCAACAUUUCUGUCAUAACUCGAGCGGUAAAUAAUCCCUUACGAGCCCCCUUGAAGAGAGAUGAAAAAAGAAACGUGGCGAGUUUUGGAAAAAUGGUGGAUUUUCGUCGGGGGUUGAACCUCGACUUAAACAGUCGUUACGGAUCGUCGCUAACGCUAAAGUGUGUAAAUUAGGAUUAAAUAUCCGAAACUGGUAUCACUGCGUGUAAAGAUAAUCGUGCGUUCGCAGAGACGGUACAUACAUACAUAUGUAUAUGUGUAUAUACCUAGACACGUGGCCACGCACUAUAUAUAUACAUGUAUGUAUAUGUGUACACGUAAGAGAGUAUAAAUAUACCUAGAGGCGGGAGAUGUUGCGAAAGAGAGAAAGAGAGCGAGUAAUAUAAUUAGCAAUAAACGUCGGCGUAGGCAUAAAUAAAAUGGAGGUCAGAUUUAAAAGAAAAAGGGCCGAUCCGGAGGGGGGAGGCGCGCGCGAACAUUCUAAAAUUACGAUUCUUCCGAGACGUUAACUAUACAUAAAUAUAAAUAUAUUGUACUAAUUAAUAUAUAAAUAUAAAUAUAUAUAUAUACAUAUAUAUAUGUAUAUUGCGUUGGUUCAUGGCGGGUAUGAAAAAAAAAAAAUGGAGGAAGGUGGGAUCGAACCUGCCACCUCCAAGACGACUCGGAGAGCACUCGCGCGGUCACCGGGGGUAAUUCGUUUGUUGAUUAUUUUGUUAUCAGUCGUAAUGGGGCUCGUCGGGGCCCUUCGACCCCUACGGCCCUUUUGUGGCGAUUCGGGAAACGAAUGAGAAUUGUAUUCGCCCGAUUGGCAGCUAAUGUACCGAGCGAUUGUACUUAUGAACGUCGGUCCCCAGGGGCUGCGUCCUGGAUCGCGCACAGAAAUUGUGGGAAGAGUCGAAGAACGCCUUCUACGCGUGGCAUGUUCCUCUGUGGGUGUCGCCGAAUGUCUGGAUAUUAAAUUUGGAGGAAUAUUAUCGAGGCGACCUCGGGGGGUCUCCAGAAUUUUUGGAUCUUUAUUCCAGAACGGAAUUUAAAAUCGAUUAACCAGGACGCGGCUGCCGUUUCGAGCUCGCCAACCUGCCGACGUUUCACCGCAACUCCUCCACAUUCUGUUAUAUAUUAUUCCGUUGAAUAAAGGUUACUACAACAUU